UACACGACGUUAUUGAGUGAUGUAAUUGUAAGUCAAUUGACGACACAUUUAUUGUUUGUAUUAUUUGAUUGUCAUUUGACUGACCAUUGAAUGCACUCUUGAGGUCAACAAAUGCCUGGCUUUGAGACCAAUCGUUUCGUGAACUUAGAGGUCAUCGAUGGCCUCAUUGAUGAACUCAGAUGUAGUAUUUGUAUGAAUAUCUACGAGACAGCUGUCCAGACCUGUUGUGGCCAUAAUUUCUGCUACGGAUGUCUUAAGCAGUGGAUCCAAAGCAAUGGCGAUCGUAAAGAAUGUCCCGAAUGUCGACAACUGUUGUCUUCAAGAAAGAGGUCUAACAGUGAUAAUAACAAUACCAUUAUUAUAUCCAGCGAUGUUGUGGUCGAUAAAAACAGUAAAUUGAAUGCAAUUAUCGGUAAAUUGAAGAUCAGAUGUGACUAUGAGUGGAACGGAUGCUCUCUUGUGAUGGCAUUGGAGUCACUGUCCGCUCACCUAAAGGAAUGUCCGCAUAGAUUGUGUCCCACGUGUUGUCUCAAUGUUGGCCCGAGUCGUGAACAACACAACUGUAUCGACCAAUUGAAGAAUGAAAUGAAUAACUGGAGGAAUAGGUUCUUAGAGACGGAACAAAAGUUGAAAGAAAUGUUAGUUGAAAACAAUGAAUUGAAUCGACAGGUGAUGUCAUUACAGAAUAGAGUCAAACCUUAUAUAAAAAAUAGAGUCAUUUAAACAUUUAUUGAAAACAUUUAUAUAAAUCAUAUAUUAAUACAAUA
Oppia nitens is the source of this 767-nucleotide messenger RNA. Its product is annotated as E3 ubiquitin-protein ligase NRDP1-like. Gene Ontology annotation, biological process: double-strand break repair. The coding region runs from base 112 to 723 and encodes 203 amino acids. Gene Ontology annotation, molecular function: nucleosome binding; ubiquitin-protein transferase activity; metal ion binding. Lineage: Eukaryota; Metazoa; Arthropoda; Arachnida; Sarcoptiformes; Oppiidae. Gene Ontology annotation, cellular component: site of double-strand break; nucleus. The record is from RefSeq and is a predicted model, not a curated record. The transcript has a single exon.